CUCCCUUGUUCAUUGCGUGUUCGUGUCUUAUGUAAAAUAGUCGGUUAGUUAAGGUAACCAACAUAUUUCAUGGGUAGGUAGGCCACCCAAGUAAACGAGUAAAUGGGCUAGUAGAUAUGACAACCGGGAUGGGCCUGAACCUUGACUAUUGAACUUGACCAUACUUGAGCUGGUUCAGAAUGCAUUUGUUUCCUGAUAUAAAUUCACCUGGAUAUUGAAGAUGUUUUAUAUGUCGACCGGUCCUUGCUAAAUGCUGCAUCCAAGAUAAUACCAUGCCAACAUUAACCAAUGGAAGCAUGAGUCCAACCAGCAGUUGUUUUCUAACAACAUCUUUUACCCCGCACUGCUUACAUCCUGAAUUUCAAAGUUGUUCUCCAAAAACCUUGGGCUCUAUUCCUUGAUCUUCUGUAUCAUACUUUGAUGGCCAUGUACGAAUCCAUAGAUUCCAGCGAUCGGCUAGUGCGCAUCAAACAAAAGUUCUUUAUCCGUUUUCAUUCUCUAGCACUCCAUCUGGUGCAGCUUACCCCGGAUCUGCUGCUGCUUCUGAUUCAGAUCAGUACAUUUGCGCUUCUUGCAUAUGUCACGGUCGGCUUAACCAUACCUGCGGCGACAUCUCUUACCUACUACAUCAAGGUUUUCUUAGUUGCGAUAUGCGCGAUUGUUUUGUCUCGAGCUAUCGUUACUCUCUUCCCAACGGAACCUUCUCUCCAGAGAUGGGCAAACAACCGACUUCUAGAGACUAUGGAAAAACUUAUUGAUAGCCAAAACCAGACGAUUAGAAUCGCUGUCGACAAAGAAACCAACACGGUUCGGGAACAAUAUGAGAGAGACUUCGCGAGGUUAGGGGAGGAGUUUUCAAUGCAUCAAGAAGAGGCCAGAAGACUCAAGACGACCGAUAAUAACACGAGGAAUAAAAUCCAAGAGCACACCAAAGAAGCCGACGCACUCCGGAAACGAGCUCAGCGAUGUGAAAAAGACUUCGCGAAGUUAAAGGAGAAGCUUCAAGAACAGGUCUUGAGGAAGAUGUACGCGCCAAAGACGAUGAGAUCAUGAUCAUUAAAAGAGAUUUAGAUGUUGUUCCUAGAAACAUGGCAGGUAUAAUC
This is a messenger RNA of Paecilomyces variotii, 1103 nucleotides long. RefSeq lists its product as hypothetical. Bases 421 to 1053 code for a protein of 210 amino acids. Gene Ontology annotation, cellular component: membrane. NCBI's taxonomy places the organism in Eukaryota, Fungi, Ascomycota, Eurotiomycetes, Eurotiales, Thermoascaceae. Gene Ontology annotation, molecular function: ABC-type transporter activity. The record is from RefSeq and is a predicted model, not a curated record. The transcript has 3 exons.